AAGAACAUGGUUAUGUCCUAUUGACAAAACGUCAAAAGUUCAAAAUAAACAUCAAUAACAUCGUUAGUUGAAUUGUGGUUGAAUUUCCCUUAUAUAUGAAUAAAUUAAUGAUAAUAUAAUGUCCAUAAAUAAUACGAAAGGUGAAAUAGACGUGCAGAGAUUACCUACCGAUGCAGAACAGUUCGAUUGCAAUGGAUGGGUUUUUAAAUACACCAAAUCCCACAUUUUACAUUCUUUAUGCACUACUUCGGACCAAUGCAAAAAUGAGCCAGAGAAGCAAUGCUUACUGUGCUUAUAUACAAAUUGUUUAGCACUUCCUCAUUUACCGGAAAUGGUUUUUCCAAGAAAUGUUUUAACAGUUGUACACCCCAGCGGAGGAAAAAUCGAAUUUAAUACUUUAGAUGCUUUAAAAAAGGUGUGUAACGGAAAACUACCAGUUCAAGUUGCUUGCUCGGUAGAAUGGCAAAGUACAAGGUCUGCCGAACAUCUGGAACAGAAACUAAAACCAUUUGAUUGGACAUUUAGUACAGAUUAUACUGGUACCAUAUCAGAGGACGCCAUAAUAGAACCUACAGAUGAAAAAAUAGAUAUGGAAAUGUUAAAGCAGAAAGAGAAAAUCUUAUUUUAUCAUGAAAUGAUGCUAUAUGAAGAUGAGUUACAUGAUAAUGGCAUAUCAUCAUGUACUAUAAAAAUUAGAGUAAUGCCUAGUUCGUUUUUCAUUUUACUUCGUUUCUUCUUAAGAGUAGACGGUGUUAUGGUUAGAGUGAAUGAUACGAGGAUAUUUCACGAUUUUACAAAAGAUUUUGUAAUUCGAGAGUUUACAAAUAAGGAAUGCGGUGUGCAGGAGGUUAAAUUACCACUUACCAUGUUUGGUGAUCCAAAUUUACUAUCACCACAUAUGCCCUUAAGAACAAGUAUUAUAGAAAAAAUUACUUUUCCUAAACAAUAGAUUUAAUUUAAUUGUAAAAAAAGGUUUGUGUUUAUAUUAUAUUUUAAGUCAUUCUUAUUAAGUUUAUUUACAAUAAAAUACCACUUAAUAAAA
This is a messenger RNA of Sitophilus oryzae (rice weevil), 1042 nucleotides long. RefSeq names its product TIP41-like protein. Gene Ontology annotation, cellular component: cytosol. The record is from RefSeq and is a predicted model, not a curated record. Gene Ontology annotation, biological process: TOR signaling. Bases 119 to 949 code for a protein of 276 amino acids. The transcript has 4 exons. NCBI's taxonomy places the organism in Eukaryota, Metazoa, Arthropoda, Insecta, Coleoptera, Curculionidae.